GAUGCACUGUUUUCUUUGACGAUUGGAUUAUUGCUUUUAGGUGAAACUUGGUUUCAUAAAAUGAGUUUCUCAAGCGAUGAAGUGAAUUUUCUGGUCUACAGAUAUCUACAAGAGUCCGGUUUCCAGCAUUCGGCAUACACGUUUGGAAUAGAAUCACAUAUAUCCUCAUCCAAUAUAAAUGGUGCCUUGGUACCCCCAGCUGCAUUACUCAGUAUUCUCCAAAAGGGACUGCAAUAUACUGAAGCUGAAAUAAGCAUAGGUGAAGAUGGCACUGAACAGAGGUUGGUGGAGAGCUUGAGUCUUAUAGAUGCUGUUAUGCCAGAUGUGGUUGCUAGUAGGCAGAAUCAACAAAAUCAGCAGAAACAGCAGGCUAUCAAGACAGAACAAGCAGAAACCAAUGGAGAAGAAGCUGUUGUAUCCACACAAACAGAAACUAUGGAAGUGGACACCUCUAUUGAAAUACCUUCAUCAAAAGCCACUGUGCUCAGAGGGCAUGAAUCUGAAGUUUUCAUUUGUGCUUGGAACCCCACCACUGAUCUCUUGGCCAGUGGGUCAGGAGACAGUACUGCUAGGAUAUGGGACAUGUCAGAUAACACAGCUAGUCCCAAUCAACUGGUACUGAGACAUUGUAUUCAGAAAGGUGGCACAGAAGUGCCCAGCAAUAAGGAUGUCACUUCUCUUGAUUGGAAUUGUGAUGGUAGUUUGUUAGCAACUGGCAGUUAUGAUGGAUAUGCAAGAAUUUGGACUACUGAUGGGCGUUUAGCAAGUACCUUAGGUCAGCAUAAAGGUCCCAUUUUUGCACUGAAAUGGAACAAAAGAGGCAAUUACAUUCUAUCAGCAGGGGUUGACAAGACAACAAUUAUUUGGGAUGCAGCUAGUGGACAGUGCACACAACAAUUCAGUUUCCAUUCAGCACCAGCUCUUGAUGUGGAUUGGCAGACCAACACUUCUUUUGCCAGUUGUUCCACAGAUCAAUGCAUUCAUGUGUGCAAGUUGUCCAUGGACAAACCUAUCAAGUCCUUCCAAGGACACACAAAUGAAGUGAAUGCUAUCAAAUGGGACCCACAGGGGCAACUCCUGGCCUCCUGCUCCGACGAUAUGACCUUGAAAAUUUGGUCAAUGAAACAUGACACCUGUGUUCAUGAUCUGCAAGCCCAUUCCAAGGAGAUAUACACUAUAAAAUGGUCGCCAACAGGGCCAGGCACCCAAAAUCCCAACAUGAACCUGAUACUGGCCUCCGCCAGUUUCGAUUCGACCGUACGCCUGUGGGACGUCGAGCGCGGCGCUUGCAUUCACACCCUCACCAAACACACGGAGCCCGUCUAUUCAGUUGCCUUCAGCCCCGACGGCAAGUUUCUGGCCAGCGGCAGCUUCGACAAGUGCGUCCACAUCUGGUCGACGCAAUCGGGGCAGCUGGUGCACAGCUACAAGGGCACGGGGGGCAUCUUCGAGGUGUGCUGGAACUCGCGGGGGGACAAGGUGGGGGCCAGCGCGUCGGACGGUAGCGUGUUCGUGUUGGAUUUACGUAAAUUGUGA
This is a messenger RNA of Phaedon cochleariae (mustard beetle), 1536 nucleotides long. The record is from the annotation of a GenBank genome assembly. Lineage: Eukaryota; Metazoa; Arthropoda; Insecta; Coleoptera; Chrysomelidae.